CGAACACCGCAUUUUGGCCGUCCACGACACGAUAUGGCGGAAUCGUCCUUCAAGGACAUUCCAGAGCUUUUCGAGGUGGAAUUGGGUGAAGCACUUUCAGCGCGAACUGAAGCACUGUCAACGUUCCGCGAACUUGGGCCCCCGGAUCUAUGUCACGUCGUCAAAAGUAAUGGAAAGAGUGGGCAACGAGACCUGGGUUCAUAUCAUUAUAUCUCGGGCGUAGAUGCUUCGUCUUCAGCUUCUUUAGCGGCCUAUAUCAACUCAUUAACCUAUGCAAUCGAAGACAGCUCAGCUUGGUUCAGCAAGGCGGCUGCUUGGAAGGUCAAGAGCGGGUGUUACUGCUGUUUCAAUGCGUUCUCAAGACUUGACAUACGCGUAGAUGUCAAAAUCCCAGGUGGUGUACAUGCAUAUGUGAUAGAUUUGCGUGGUGAAAGACACGAAGCUACACCUGAGUUGUGGCAAGAAACUUAUAUGUCCGCUGUCCUUCGUGCCAUUCUGUAUUCCGACGACCCAAACUAUUGGCUUGACGCCUACCGCAAACUCGACCCCAUCACCACUCCAGAAUCAGAAAUUCGUUUUCUUCAAGCAGCUGAAGCUUUGUUCAUGAAAGGCUGGCAAGUCGGAUCUGACCCAGAGAUUCAGGUCGCGACAGUUGUUUCAAAUCACCUUACAGCUGGAAUAAUGAAGUAUUUCGGUGACAGUGGAAGAUACCAGCAGGCUGCAAACCUUUUCGAGAAGAUUGCUGCGAAGGAACCAGAGGUUGCCAGUUUGCUUGCUCGAAGUUAUAUUGGAAUGAACGAAGAAGUCAAAGCUGUCCAAAUUAUGGCCUCAUCCAUCAAACAAACACCCCACUCCUACACCCUUCUGCAUGCACAAUGCGAUCUCCUCAGAUUAAAAGACAAACACGAGUGGGCUGUCAAGCUUGCUCGGGAAGCUGUUAAUUGUGCCCCAUCCGAAUUUGUCACAUGGGAAAAGCUCACGGAAUGUUACAUCUCCUUGGGCGAUUACGAAUCUGCUCUCCUCACCCUCAACUCCUGUCCUAUGUUUACUUAUAAUGGCCGGGACGUUCAUCGGAACCUCACACCAGCUCGCGUCCACCUACCCUUCCUGCGCCCGAUAGGCGAAAUCUUGCCCGAAAGAGUCAAGACAGAAGAGGAUGAGGCCGACCCUGCAUUGUUGAGGUUACCAAGUCCAGGCCUAAAAGGAACAUGGGCAAGAGCCUACGCAUUGUUGACGAAGUUAGUCUCGAACAUUGGUUGGGACGAGUUGUUGAAGACUCGGAGCAGUGUGUUCGUCAUGGAGGAGGAGUAUAGGAUGCAGAAGGCUCAGGGCGAUGUGGCCAAGGCUGGUGUGAUACAUGAGGAUGGAAUGAUUCGAGCACCGAUGGCUCCGGAUGGUUUGGACGAUAAUGCAUCGACAAGAGGAAUGGUUUCUUCCCCUGGAAGCCCUGCAAAUACCAAGUCUAACUCUAUUGGGGAUGGGAAGGGUCUGACUGCGGAUCCCCCAAUCCCGGUGAUACGGAUUUCGACAGAGUCGGAUAGGGAACGGGAAGAGGCUGUUGAGGCUGAAGAGAACGGAGGUCUGAACGGGGAUGCAAAGGGUAAAGCGAAAGGGUUCAAGUUCGAUGUUGGAGAAGAUGGGAACAGCGAUCAAACGGUGUUGGAAAGACCUGCUCAAGCUGCAGCGGGUGAGGAAGAGGAUGUUAUUAAUGAGCCUGGAGAAUAUGUUUCUCAUAAGCAGUCUCAAUCAAGUCCAGAAGCGUUUUCGUUCAGCAAUAAACGCUUAUGUGAGCGGUGGUUGGAUAACCUGUUCAUGGUGCUCUAUGAGGAUCUCCGCGUCUGGACGAUUUUCCGUGCUGAGGUGGCACAUUUCAAGACACAACACGUUGCCUAUAGGAAGACCGGCAUAGAGUGGGAGAUAUUGGGAGACCUCGGUUUACGUCUCCAUCACAAGGAGGAAGCUAAAGAAGCGUUCCAACGCUGCCUGGAUACCACUCGUUACUCACAAAAACCCUGGGUGAAACUUAUGGAAAUGUAUGCUGAGGAAGGCGAUAUCCAACGGUGUAUUCAGACUGCCAUCCGUGUUGCUGCGUAUCAAUGGGCAGAUUACACCGAGAUGACGUACCCUACCCAAAUCGCCCGAGCUUUCUUCAAGCUGGGGAAGGUUCACGGGCAUGGAAAAAUCACUUAUACUCUUAUUAGUAUGGGGUUACCGGAGUCGAUAUUGAAAAUUAUGGAUAGUUACUUGCAGUAUGGGAAGGCGUUCAAGGUUGAGGGUUGGGACUUCUGAUUUCACUUCUUACACUAUUUUCUCUUUCGUACGUACUUAGUUAUGAUCUUGUACCUGUGAUUACUGGUGUUCUUACACUUUCCAACCUUUGUGUUUCUUCUCUUUAUCGUUAAAAUUCUUCUAUGUGCGCUCGUACUUUACUUCAUGGGCGAAAUGAUCGAAGCUGAAGCGCUGACACAAGCGAAGUUUCCCGCCA
Marasmius oreades (fairy-ring Marasmius) is the source of this 2485-nucleotide messenger RNA. RefSeq lists its product as uncharacterized. The record is from RefSeq and is a predicted model, not a curated record. Gene Ontology annotation, molecular function: protein binding. Gene Ontology annotation, biological process: Golgi to plasma membrane transport. Gene Ontology annotation, cellular component: exomer complex. The transcript has 11 exons. Bases 34 to 2289 code for a protein of 751 amino acids. Lineage: Eukaryota; Fungi; Basidiomycota; Agaricomycetes; Agaricales; Marasmiaceae.